Heterobilharzia americana is the source of this 4867-nucleotide messenger RNA. Lineage: Eukaryota; Metazoa; Platyhelminthes; Trematoda; Strigeidida; Schistosomatidae. The record is from the annotation of a GenBank genome assembly.
ACGGAGAAUAAACCGCUCAAUCCCAAGGUCCGCGAAGUAAUCAUCAGCUGUUAUGGAUGAGAAGUAUGAUGUUAUAGUUCUUGGGACGGGUUUAAAAGAAUGCAUACUCAGCAGUUUGAUGUCAAUGGAAGGGAAGAAAGUACUCCAUGUCGACAGGAACAGUUAUUAUGGCGGUGAUACCACAUCUAUAACACCUAUUGAUUUGUUAUUUGAAAAGUUCAAAAUCAAAGGUGACACCAGUAAAUUUCAGCGUGGUAAAGACUGGAAUGUUGAUUUGAUUUCCAAGUUUUUGAUGGCUAAUGGGAAACUGGUAAAAAUCCUUGUUCACACUGGUGUGACACGAUAUUUGGAAUUUAGAAGUGUGGAAGGCAGUUAUGUUUAUCAAGCGGGGUGUAUUCAUAAAGUCCCAUGUAACGAAAGUGAAGCUCUCACCACAAAACUUAUGGAUCUGUUUAAAAAGCGCCGAUUUAGAAAAUUCUUGGUUUGGGUAAUGAAUGUAGAUGUGACCAAACCUUCUACCUGGAAUAACAUUUAUUCUUCACCAAUGAACAUUAACGAAAACAAUAUUUCGCACGCAUUCAGUCAUUUCAAUAUUGAUGAGGAAACACAGAAUUUUAUUGGGCAUGCUAUUUGUUUGUUCCAAGAUGAUUCAUACAAGGAAAACAUGUCUGCUGCUGAGGUGAUAAGUCGUAUACAACUUUACAGUCAAUCAGUUUGUCGAUUCGGCAAAUCUCCUUAUCUUUAUCCCCUUUACGGACUGGGUGAAUUGCCUCAAGCUUUUGCUCGUCUUUGUGCCGUUUAUGGUGGUACUUACAUGCUGGAUAAACCAAUUGAUGAACUAGUAAUGGAAAAAGGAAAAGUUGUUGGAGUUAAAUCGGGUAACGAAAUUGCCCAGUGUGAUAUGGUUAUUUGUGAUCCAAGUUAUGUGCCUAAUAUGGUAAAAAAAGUUGGUCAGGUUGUACGUGCUAUCUGCAUCUUAGUACAUCCGAUCUCAGGUGUGCACAAUUCUUUGUCAACUCAGAUCAUUAUUCCUCAGAGUGAAGUUGGUCGUAAACAUGAUAUCUACAUUUCUUGUGUCUCCCAUCCACAUAAUACCUGUCCUGAAGGUUUCUUUUUGGCUCAUGUUGCAACCAUCGCCGAAACAGACGAACCAGAGAAAGAGCUUGGGCCUGGUUUGAAAGUUCUUGGAACAAUUGAGCAAGUAUUUUAUUCCACACAGGAUCUGUUUAUGCCAAUUGAUGAUGGGCGUGAAUCUAAGGUUGGUUUGCUGCUGAAAUUAAACAUUCUCCUUAUAAUCUAAUGGUGAAUAAUAAUAUAUUUCGGAUCAUACAGAUUCACGUUGGGUACUAUUUGAAAUUUGUUGCCAACCCUAUUUUUCUCUCUUACUGCAUUAUCUUUAUACAAAAUUUAGAAGUUCAUGACUGUAGUCAGAAAGCAGUCUGGCUCUUCGUUGUCUUUGUUUCUUUCGUUGAUUGUCCCAUGUCUAUAUCGUACCUUACUUUCAUUGUGAUAUGUAAUGUACUGAACAACGACUUCCUAAUAUUCAUCUAAGAUCAACCGCCAGAUCUGCCACAACUACUACAUUCAUCUAUCAAGCUAUAAUUUCGACAGCUAUAUGAAGACGCCACAUGCCAAGCGAUUCACAUUGAAAAGCAGCUCAGUGAUGCCUUUGAAGUGAAGACAGGAGUAAGACAAGGUUGCGCCUACUAUCACCCAUGAUCCUCCUGAUUGUGGUCGACUGAACUGAACUAGACUAGAUCAUGCAACAAACUGUGAAGAGCGGAAAGAUGGCGAUACUCUGAACCGAUGAAAGACCCUAGAAGAUUUGGAUUUCGCCGAUGAUGAUUUAUGUCUAAUGUCUUCUCGCACAAACUCGAAGAUCUACAGGCAAAAACCAACAAGUUGACAGAAGAGGCAGGGCAGUGUAGACGGGACUUCGUUCAGGUGAAGGUAGAGAGGACAUAGGUGAUGAAGAUACCCAGCCACCACCACCAACAACAACAAGCACCAAUCACCAUCAACAGGAGAAACCUAAAGGAAGUAGUAUCUUUCACCUACCUACCUACCUACCUACCUAGACACGCAGCAUCGUUUCAACUACAGGCCGUGGCACAGUUCACGACGUCAAAGCCAGGAUCGGAAAGACAGCAGGACACGCCUUCAUUAAUCAGAUCUACUGCACUCAGCAUAAAUCGUGAACAACAUUAUUAUUAUCAAUCAAGUAAGUCAAUGAUUCUAUGUGAUGAUGGUUGAGAGACUUGGCGCGUUACGAAAAGCAUUCCCAGUAAACUUCAGAUAUACAUCACAUUAACAGCUGCCACCUACGCUCACUCGAUACUGAAUAUCAGAUCAGAUGGCUAGAAUAGUAAGAAUAAACAACGAGGAACUCUGGGAACGAACGAACCAUGAACCUAUCGCCCAUCAAAUAUGCAGAAGAAAGUGGAGAUGCAUUGGAUUGGGCAAAAACUGAGGGUAUCGUUUGGGGACAUCACGCGCCAGUCUGGGUUCUUUAGUGGAACCCGCAUGGGAAACGACGAGUUGGGCGUCCCAGCUGAGGGUGACAUAUAUGAGACCGUGUGAGUAAGAAAUGAAAGCUUCUGUGCAUUGAUGGAGCCAGGUUGAAAAGACUGCAAAGAAGAGAGUGAAAUGGCGGCGUGCACCUGAAGCCUUUUGUCCCACUAGGAACCCAGGGGAUAAAUAACGACAAAUAAUCAAGCUGUAGUGACACACUAGGGUCUGCUGUGAACUUCGUGAAACAAUAACUGACACUCAAGUUGAUCUUUCCAAUUUAUAUGUAACAUUUUCACUAAAAUCUGGUUAUUAAAGAUCAUAUACUGUUCAAUAUUAUUGAACCAGUAGAUAAAUAGGAGUUUCUGACCAUUCAGUCUUAGAUUCUGCACGAAAACUAACUUCCAGUUGUAUAAUUCUUAUAUCUCAUCUGUUCAGUAAACUUUGGGAUCAAAAUUUGACCCAGUAGAGUUGAAUAAGUUGGACGUUGGGUAAAUGGACUGAAAAUAUAUUUCAUUUAUAAUCCUAUUUUUUGUUUUUUACUCGAUCAGCAUACUUUUUCAACUAUCAUAACAUUUGAUUUAUGGUCACUGACAGCCAUCACUAGAUUUAAUGGUACCACUAUAUACUUGAAAAAACAAACGAGAAAGCUAGAAACAAAAGUUGGAGCAGAAUAUUGAUAACGUUAUAAAAUCUGGUUGAAGAUGCAAGGACACAAUACAAGCACUUAUCGAUGAGCAAAAGUAUAAAAAACAAUUUUAUUUAAACUUUAGCAUGAAGUAAAAUUAUUGUGUUAAUUAAAGGAUAGUGGGGGCAACAUGAUUUAUAAAUAUUGACAUGAAAGUAGUUCAAAAAACCUUAGACCAGUUAUAGCGAAUUUCUUCAUGUUGCAUCAAGUUUGUUAAGAUGAAAUGUAAUCUCUACCCCCGUUUUAAACCAUCAACUAUUAGUCUUAGUGGUAUGGAGGGUGUUCAAGUCAACCAGCUGCCAUUUUUCUCAGGUUGACAGAAAUGUUUAUUUAAAGAAUUACGCAUGUAGUUACAUAUCACUCACACUGGUUUCAGAAUUCAGAUUUUUAAAUCUAUGCCCUUAAUUUUUUGCUGACUUUUGUUUUAUGACUUUUUUCCGCGAUUACUUUUCUUCAGUUGUGCUGUAUAUAUUAAAGUUGUGGCAGUAUGAGUCUGUUUGAAGUAUGAAAUGGAUUCAAUCGGUGGUUAAUUACGGUUCAUAUUAAAAUUAAGUGGUACGCUAGAAGACUAUGUCUAGAAUUUUAUGCGUAUUUCAGGUAUUUUGUAAAUGGAAACUAUUUAAAUUGGUAUAAAACAGUAAAAAUGUUAGUUGUGCAUCUCCAUGAGCUUUAUAGCUUUUUUAAAAAUUUUCCCACCAGUAUCUGACUCCAACUACUAAGUUGAAUGGUUUCAUUUCCAAACUGGAUUGUUUAGCCUACACUUUUGUAAUGAAGUUGAUGGUAUUACUCUAACAGUUAUCAUAACCCUUAUACAAUGACCUUACAUAUUGACCUUAUGUUUUUCAGGUCUUACGCUUUCAAUAGAAAAAUCAUUGUAUUUUUGAGAUGAAUGAGGAUUUUUAAUUUAGAAGUAGUAUUCAUCAUGGACUGAAAUCAGUUGGGGAACCAUUGGAAAUCUGGGAGCAACGGAUAACCAGCUGUUUUGUCCUAGUAUAGGACUCCUCAGCAGUGCGCACCCACGACCCGGCUAGGGAUCGAACUCAAGGCCUUCAGGUUUCACGGCGAACGCGUUAACCAUUCAGCCACUGGGUUGGUUUCCGGUGGUUCACAAUUUCCAACUUCUGUCAAUUCACGACAUAGCGUGACUGUCACCCAGGUUAGCAUCCACUUCACUUCCGACUGGUUGGCCCCACAGGUCGAUCCCUAGCCGGGUCGUGGGUGCGUACUACUGAGGAGUCCCAUACUAGGACGAGACAGCUUUCCAGUGCUCCCAGAAAAAUUAUUGUUUACUUUAGUUGUUUUGACCACAUUACAACUAAUUCAUUGUUUGAUAUUAUAUCAACAACACUUCAAAAUACCAUAUUGUUCAUUAUUUAUUUAAAGUUGGUUUUCAAUAACACAAAAUUAUAAGUUAGACAAGAUUCAAAAAUCUCAGUAUUUAAUAUAUGUAUUGGUUUCCUUCACCAGUUCAGUUACAGCUUACAUCUUGCUCAGUUAAGACUUUUAUGGGUCUUUAGACACCACUUUAACCAUUGAAACCAUUGGUCCUAACUGUGAUGACCUAUUGAAAAAUCUGUUCAAUUUGAUUGGAAGUUCUUUGUGCUAUAUUUUCAUUUUUUUUUACUUUUGUUUUAAAACAUUUAUUUUAGGUCUUCAUUUCAUCAAGUUAUG